CACGAUCCACAAGAGUACGGAUGUUUUUGUUAACUUGGACCCAUUGAUACUGUAAAAGGAAUCAACACUUCUAUCAUAUAAUGGAUGUUCAGCCUGGUCACUGCUGGUGUUGUGAGAAACUUCUACCCGCAUGUUUUGUGCAAUGCAGGGGUUGCCCUUUGGGGCAGUACUGCUGCUCCUCAUGCCAAAAAAGAGACAAAGUCAGACACAGCUCCGUCGAGUGCCAGGUAUUUGGCCCCAAGAAAUGCAGCAACUGUGGCAAUACUGGUGUGCAGAGUGUAACAACGCUUGGUACUGCAAUAAGGAGUGUCAGACGAGGGACUGGAAGGCAACCCACAAAAAGAAAUGUCGUGGAGUUAAAGAAAACAUUAAGACACUUGCCACUUCACUACUUAGACAAAAAACAUUCAGCAGAAAUGCGGAAGCCCCUUAUUAUUUUGGGAAUACCCUUGCAAGAGACUUUCUCCAACUUGACAACAACGAAUGGUCUGGUGAGGUUGUGACUGAAGAAGACAUGGCAAGGGAUUAUCAUGUCUUGUCUGCUGGUUGUGGUGACCUAAGGGAUACAGUCCUAACAGCUGGUUCACUUCCUGACAGGUACCAAGGAAAGCUUCACGUAACUCUCGAUGACUUUGAUCCUUUUGUCAUGGCGAGGAAUGUCUUGUUUCUCUAUAUGUUGGUUCGGUUUGCAGACACUGAGGGAAUUGAGAGCAGUCUGACUACCCUCUGGUACUCAGUUCACAUCACAAAGAAAGAGUAUGACUUGAUCAAGACCAGCUUGGAUGAGCUCAUUCAGAUGGAUGCCAAUAGUCUCCAUGACACCACAAAAGGACUUGUGACAGUUUCAAAUAAAGAACUUGGCUGUCUUUGCCAAGUAUGGGUCAAGUGGAGAUCGUUUAAGUGUGAUCGGGCCAAUAGCAAAUGUAUUAAUCUAAGAAAACAGAGAAAUGCAUUGUUUAAGACAGAGCAGGUAAAAUCACAAAAACUACCACUCUUUCUUGAGUUACAAUCUGCUAAAGAAAGUAAGCUGAUGGAAAAAUGGUUCGAUCAUGGAAUGUUUCUCCCAAAAGAAACACAACAUAAAGAUAUGCCCUUUGACAACCCAACACUAACAGGGCGCCAAGAUUUGGCCAAGAAAUUUGGGUUUUUUGAAGUGGAUGAACUCUUCAAGGAUCCAAAAGAUCACACUUUUGAGUACUGUAUUCGAACCGACACAUUUCCUUUUAGGGUGUGGGACUGUUUGAGAGUGAGGGAGUCUGUUCUGGAACCCGGCUCAUCUCCUAUGGUGAUGUUCCAUAAUUAUGUGACGAGCCUUCUCAGAAAGGUGAAAGAUAUCAUUUUGCAGGGGCGACUGUACCUUCAUGUUUCCUUGGUGGACUGUCUGCAGUUUCAUCAAUAUCUUGAGUCCCUUGAUGUGAUGCCGAAAUAUGACCGUAUCUUUACAUCUAACCUAGCUGACUUUCUUGGUUUCACUAAUCUUCUCCUACUCUUCAAGCCAUUGUUGAACUCUGAUAACAGCUUCUCAGUUAUUGUCACUAUGACAAUGAACUGGAUUCGAUUUUUACCCGAGGCCAACAUUGUUGGACUCGACAAAAUUAACCCACAGGUGUUUAAGAAAUGCCUGAAUGCAUACUUGGCUGCAUUAGAACGACCAACCCAGCUCAUCAACUACAACUUCAUGAGAGAGUACUUCAACAACACGUCCUCAUUCCUGGAGUUCCUUAGAGCAGACAUCAUGGGAGGGGGGUUUGAGAUACCCCCACUCAAAGAUGUACCAUCACUGACCGAUGUCAUGAGGUACAAUGGGAUGAAGAUGCGUGACUUCAGGAAAGAGAAGAACAGACUUGUCCCAUUUAUAAAUCGUGUCCGUGCACAUGCUUUAAACAUGAUGGAUGGACAGACCACAGCUGUGGAGUGGUGUCUACCACACCUGUAGUUGGCCAAGAUACCUUGCAGGAAAAUACUGUAUGUUAAAGCGCCUUGUGUGCGUCACUGAGUGAUGGAUAUGAGCGCUAUAUAUAACAUAAGAAGCUACUAUCAUUAUGUAAAAGAAAUCAAUUCAUUUAAUUUCAACUCAUUUUGUCUAACCAGUGUCGCUAAAGUGUAGUACCUUAACUGUUAGAAGGUACAGUGCACAACAUAAAUGGGUCUCAUAAUUCAAAAUGUUUUCCUUCUUUUCCUGCUGAAAAACAAAACAUUUUGAUACGCCACUAGAGGUGUGAUAAAGCACUAGAUAAGAAGCCAAUAUAGAACUACAGGGAGAACUAAGUUGUUCUCCUACACAUGCACUUGAUUAUAUACAUUCUGUACUGUCCCAACAUGGACACAAAUCCAUGUGUAAAUUUUGACCAGAUUUCUACCUACAAAUGAAAAAAAAAAAGAAAAAAAGAAGUUAUUUGUCAUGUUUGUGUGAACUUGUGUCACGUACGUAAACUGUGUAUGGGUCACGGGUGAGUACCACUCUCUCAAUGGCUUCCAGCUUGUCGGGCUUUGACACAUGGUUUUGUACGUUGUAUGCCCUCUAAUGUAGUUGUGUACAUUGUAUGCCAUUACAUGUAGUUUAAUAGUUCUACUUGUACAACAAACAUGUUAAUCAUCAAGUUUUAGAGUAUGCUGUAUUAUAUUAAUAGGCGCUAUUUAUAUUAUCAUUAUUACUAGAAAAUUUCAGUUUCAGCUUUGGUUUUAAAUAAUACAUAAAACCCGCAGCUAAUGAGAAUCGUGUCCAAAUCUUGGCACACACUCAGUGGAUUAGUCGUCUCAAGAAACAUUAUUGAGAGUUUCCAAAGAAGAGUUUGCGAUGCUUUUAAACACCAAACACAAAGCGACUUACUGCCAAUUAGUUUAAUAUAUUAUUGACAAGUAGUCAAUUCAAGUGCCAUUCAUAGACUUUGCAAGACCUUACAAGUGUUUUAAUUUUUCAGGCCAAGUUGGUCUCAUGUAAAGUUAAAUGUGUCAUAUUCUGUUUCUUUAAAUAAAUUUGAUUCACAAAAGUUUAUGGUUAUAGAAAUUAUUUAUACUGUUUGGAAAGUUUAACGAUGAAAUAUUUUACAGUAAAACAUUUUUAUAAUCACUGAAGAAAACCUGAGAAUAAGACCUGACUUUCAAUUUCAAAUGUUUACCAUAUUAUUAUCAAACCUACAGUUGCACUCACUCAUGCUUGAUUCGCGUAGAUCUUAAAAAAAAAAAAACAUCCUCUUAGUUUUAAUUUGGUUUCAAUGAUAGUUUUAACAAUUUAUUUGUAUUAAAUUCAAAUUCAUAAAUACCUCAGACAGUUUCGCUAUUCCUGCGCGUCA
Asterias rubens (European starfish) is the source of this 3293-nucleotide messenger RNA. RefSeq lists its product as uncharacterized. Lineage: Eukaryota; Metazoa; Echinodermata; Asteroidea; Forcipulatida; Asteriidae. The record is from RefSeq and is a predicted model, not a curated record. Bases 131 to 1936 code for a protein of 601 amino acids. The transcript has 3 exons.